AUGUGGCCGCCAACGUUCCUGUUCUUCGAAGAGUUCGUCCUGCCUGUGGAGCAAACGUCCCAGGUUGUGCCUUACGUCCCGAACAUGUACGACGACGACCUUGCUCGAGGGAACAGCGCAAGCUGGGUCCCCACCAGACCUACGUCCCCUCCCCGUUCUCCGACCAUGCCGGGUCCCCCGGCCCUCGAGUUCGAGCUCCCGAUAGGACAGUGGGUAGACCUCGCCCGUCUCGAGUGGCGUUUUGAAGACGCCAUCCACAAACAACAACGAGGGGUUCGCCUUUCAAAGGCCAUGAUCAUCGACCUGGUGGUCAACUCUCCCCCUCCCCCCCAGACCAACAACUCACAGUCCCGGGGAAAAUUUGACAUUCCCCUUCACUACGCAUACCUCCUCACAGAGGUCGUUAACGGAGCUACCCAGGAGGUAGAAGCUCUAGAGGGAGGAAUGGAUCCCCUUACCAAAGGGAAAAUUCUCGACGACGCCAUCGAGACCAGGCUCCACAUGGUGGGAGCAAAGACGGUCACCGAUCGUAGCGAUCUCGCGGACCUCAUUGAGGCUGCCAUGUACGACCGAACUAUCAAGCGGAAGGACGCGUUCGUCCUCCUCGAAAUGGCUAAGCAGGCCACUAAAGACAACGAGAAUAACGGUAACGACCCCUACCCAGUCGUCAGCCUCCCUUUCACUUCCCAUUUGGGGCCGGUCAUUAGCAGCCCCACGGUGGAAUGUGCGGCCGAGAUCGCCGAGGCCUUGGGACCCAACGUCCAGUGGCGCUGCGAUGGGUACUCCAAUGACGAGGUUGACCCCGAAUCGUUUGGGGAACACGAUGAUAAUAUGGACGGAGAGUGUGCUUGGUAA
Molecule: messenger RNA, 855 nt
Organism: Phanerochaete carnosa HHB-10118-sp
Lineage: Eukaryota; Fungi; Basidiomycota; Agaricomycetes; Polyporales; Phanerochaetaceae
Exons: 3
Coding region: 1-855 (284 amino acids)
Source: RefSeq, a predicted model, not a curated record